Effrenium voratum is the source of this 2614-nucleotide messenger RNA. Lineage: Eukaryota; Dinophyceae; Suessiales; Symbiodiniaceae. The record is from the annotation of a GenBank genome assembly.
GUCCGACGGUGUGAAUCCAGAGCAUGGCCCCUGGGGGUCGCGCCAUGCUUGCGGAUUGCUCCUUGGGACCAGGGCAAUAAGCGCCCACUAGCUAGCGCCCUGCGGCGGGACGUAUGGAGCGCUACCAUGUUUUGCACUGUAUAGGCCAAGGAUGCUUCGGCAAGGUCUUCAAGGGACGACUCCGGCAUACUGGCAAAAUCGUGGCGAUGAAGUUUAUUUCCAAGCGCGGCAAAGCAGAGAAGGACCAAGAGAACUUGCGGCACGAGAUUCGGAUCCUGCAAAGGUUGGAUCACGAGAACAUCAUCCGGCUGCUGGACUGGUUCGAGACGGAGAGCGACUUUGUGGUGGUUACGCAAUUCGCUUAUGGUGAGCUCUUCGAGAUCUUUCAGGACGACAAGCGCCUGCCGGAAGCUGAAGUCCGCAACAUCGCGCGGCAGCUGGUGAAGGCUUUGAACUACCUCCACUCGCAGAAGGUCAUCCACAGGGAUAUGAAGCCGCAGAACGUCUUGGUGAGCUCCAAGGGUCAGGUGAAGCUCUGCGACUUCGGCUUCGCGCGGGCGAUGAGCGCAGACACCGCGGUGCUCACCUCCAUCAAAGGCACGCCCUUGUACAUGGCUCCGGAGCUGGUCCAGGAGCGGCCCUACGAUCAGAGCGUGGAUUUGUGGUCGCUGGGGGUGAUUUGCUAUGAGCUCUUCGUGGGCGAGCCGCCCUUCUAUACGAACUCCCUGAUCUCGUUGAUCCAGCUGAUUGUGCGGAAGACGGUGAGCUAUCCAGACUCCAUGUCUCCGGCCUUCCGCUCCUUCUUGCAGGGCCUGCUGCAGAAGGAUCCCAGGCGGCGCCUGGGCUGGCCAGAGCUGCUGACGCACCCCUUCGUGAGGGAGGACUCGCCGACGCGUUCGCCGAGCCAGCCGAAGCACUCGUCGCCGCUGACGCCCCCGCCCCCGCCCCAGGCGCGGCCGGCGCGGGCCCUGGAAAAGGAGCUGAAGGAGGUGAAGGAAGUGAAGGAGGUGAAGGAGGUGAAGGAGGUUAAGGAGGUGAAGGAGUCUCCAUCCGCCUACCCUGCGCGGCCACUGAGCGCCCCCACUCUCCAGCCACCGGCGCGGCCGACGAGGUGGGACGCCACGGCGCGCGAGGCCAAGGAAGCGCGGGAGGCCAAGGAGGCCAAGGAGGCCAAGGAGGCCAAAGAGGCCAAGGAGGCCAAUGCCAAGGAGGCGAAGUUGAAGGCGGAGGCACGCCGGGUCCUGGAGCCCUUGCUGCCCUUUCUGGCGGAGGAGCUGAAGCGGGAAGAGGACCAUAAGGACCCGUCGCGGAAACCUUUGGACGGCGUGGUGGCGAAGGCGGCGCAGCAGCCGUCCACUGCCAAGGGCCCAGCGCCCUUCGCCAAGAUGCUGCUGAGCGCCGCCUUUCAAGAGCCGGAGGCGGUCUUGGGCGUGCUGGGGCCCAGGGCAAUCAUUCAGUUUCUGGACAUCUUCGUGGCCUGCCAGGACUUCCUGGAGCCCUCGGAAGCGGCGCUGAGAUGCGCCCUGAAGGCGCUGUCAGCCCUGCAGUCGAUCGGCAAGUCUGACGAGAAGCCGCGCGCCAUGCAGGCUGCGCUCACGUUGGUGCUGCAGCUUUUCGAGCCUUUGAGCGAUGGAGGCGAGUCUUUGGUGGCGGAGUUCCAGCGGAACCGCACCGUGGCCACAGUGCUGCAAUUCCUGUCCAGCGUGCCGGUGAAGCAAGGUGAUGUGUGGUGGCCUUGCUUGUGCUCAUCUCUGCAUCUUCUUACGGUGCUUGUGCUGGAUCACCACCUUUUGGCCUUCGAAUUUGUGCAGCACGAAGGCCUUCAGAUGAUCAAGGCGAAGCAGCUGAUGUCUCUUGAGAUGGUGGCCUUUGAGGAGGGUGCGGUGGCUGUCACGGAUGUCUUAGUGAUCCUUUCGCAGCUGGCUCGGCUGUCCCCGGACUACUACCCGCUGCUCCGCAGCCUGGACCUUUGCCCAACGCUGCGGAAGCUGCUGAGCUGUGGCAACCCCGCGGUGCGCGCCAAGUCCUGCAGCGCUGUGGGCAACAUGGUUCGUCACUCCGACGCCUUCUACGAGGCCAUGCUCAAGGCAGGGGUCAUCAAGCAGCUGGUGCAGCUCUGCAACGACUCCGACGGCGCGUGCCGGAAGUUUGCCUCCUUCGCGCUAGGGAACUCGGCCUUCCACUCGGACGUCCUCUACAAGGACUUGGCCGUUGCGGUUCCGCAGCUCCUGCGAUUGCUGGAGGACCCGGAGGAGAAGACCAGGGCCAACGCUGCUGGGGCGAUCGGGAACCUGGUGAGGAAUUCGAGCGAGCUUUGCCCUGUGAUGAUCUGCGAAGGUGCCCUUGAAGGCCUUUGCAACCUCGUGCGGCUCCGCGUCCCAAAGAGCGACGAGGAGGUGGCAAAGUUCGGCUCCGACUCUUCGGUUAAGAUUGCCCUGUUCUCACUGGGCAACCUGGCAGUGCAUGCAGAAUGCCGGACUUCCUUGAGAUCCUUGACGCAGGUGGUGCCUUUGUGUCAAUAUCUCGUCGAGUUGUGCAGCCGCGAGACCGUGGUGCACAAGUAUGCGCAGCGCUUGUUGCAGAAGCUGGGGGUCUGAGACAGCGCGAGGGGAAA